Messenger RNA from Cyprinodon tularosa, 1460 nucleotides. RefSeq names its product mortality factor 4 like 1 (gene morf4l1). Gene Ontology annotation, cellular component: nucleus; NuA4 histone acetyltransferase complex. NCBI's taxonomy places the organism in Eukaryota, Metazoa, Chordata, Actinopteri, Cyprinodontiformes, Cyprinodontidae. Bases 115 to 1086 code for a protein of 323 amino acids. The transcript has 12 exons. The record is from RefSeq and is a predicted model, not a curated record. Gene Ontology annotation, biological process: regulation of DNA-templated transcription; chromatin organization.
GCCACGGAACAGCGGGCCAGCAGGAAGAAGAAUGACGUCAUUGGAUAGCGGCGCCGCGGUAGACUGGAAUGGGACCUGACGAUUUUCCCGUAAUUUUGAUAGCUUAAUCCAUGAAUGGCGCCGAAACAGGACCCGAAACCUAAAUUUCAAGAAGGUGAAAGAGUGCUGUGUUUUCAUGGGCCAUUGCUCUACGAAGCUAAGUGUGUUAAGAUUAAUAUCAAGGACAAACAGAUCAAAUACUUCAUUCAUUACAGUGGUUGGAAUAAGAACUGGGACGAAUGGGUUCCUGAAAGCAGAGUACUGAAGUAUGUGGACAGUAAUCUUCAGAAACAGAAAGAGCUUCAGAAGGCCAAUCAAGACCAUUAUGUAGAAGGAAAAAUGAGGGGAGCCGCACCAAAUAAGAAAAUCCCUCCUACAUCACAGAAAAAUGAUGUGAAAACCAAAAAGAACAAACAGAAGACUCCUGGAGCAGGAGAAGGAACCAGUUCAGGGGGAGACCCAACACAUCCUCCAAGGAAGAAAAGAGCACGUGUUGACCCAACUGUUGAGAGCGAGGAAACAUUUAUAAACCGAGUGGAGGUUAAGGUAAAGAUCCCAGAGGAGCUUAAACCAUGGCUUGUAGAUGACUGGGAUCUGAUUACACGUCAGAAACAGCUUUUUCACCUUCCAGCCAAAAAAAAUGUCGAUGCUGUUCUUGAAGACUAUGGAAACUACAAGAAAUCAAGAGGAAACUCUGACAGCAAAGAGUUUGCUGUGAAUGAGGUGGUCGCUGGUAUUCGGGAAUAUUUCAACGUCAUGCUAGGGACGCAGCUUCUCUACAAAUUUGAGCGGCCGCAGUACGCAGACAUCCUGGCUAGCCACCCAGAUACACCUAUGUCUCAGAUCUACGGUGCUCCUCACCUACUCAGACUCUUUGUAAGAAUUGGGGCCAUGCUGGCAUACACUCCCCUGGAUGAGAAAAGUCUUGCGCUGCUCCUCAGUUAUCUACAAGACUUUCUCAAGUAUCUUGUAAAGAACUCUGCCUCACUCUUCAAUGCAAGCGACUACGAAGUCGCUCCACCAGAGUAUCAUCGCAAGGCGGUCUAAGUCUCAAACCUUUGUGCUAAUUGUUGGAAAGGAGACUCUUCAGUUUAACGAAUGUUAUUUCCACAUUUGAGGAACAGAUUUUGUAAAAGUAUUUUUGGUUAUUUCAGAGGAGUUGUGGAGAGAUGUGUGAAUGAAGUGUAUUUUUUUAUUUUUCUCUUGUAAGGGAAGCUGCUGAGAACACAUUGUUUUCCCUGUAUUGUUUUGCUUUUGAUCACCACUUCUACGUUUUCUUUAUUCUUUAGUUUACUGGAAACCAUCAUCUGCUAAAUUUGGACAUUACUAUUAUUAACUUUCUUUUCCCCUGUUAAACAGACACCAGUUACAAAUGUCCUGCGAAUGGUCCUUUCUAAUAAAAUCCAAUUCUUUACCUGCUG